Messenger RNA from Didymodactylos carnosus, 402 nucleotides. NCBI's taxonomy places the organism in Eukaryota, Metazoa, Rotifera, Eurotatoria, Philodinida, Philodinidae. The record is from the annotation of a GenBank genome assembly.
AUGGGUGUGUAUCUGUUUAUUACCAGAACUGAUAUUAAAGAUUUAUUGAAUUUAGCUUUAAAAAACAGUUAUUUUCAAUUUAAUGGUAAAUUUUAUAAACAAAAAAUAGGUUUAACUAUGGGUAAUACAUUAUCACCAAUAUUGGCUGACAUUUAUAUGGACGAUUAUCAACAACAACAUCUACAUCAAGUCAACAGCCCAAAUAAAAUCUGGAGAUAUGUUGAUGAUGUUUUGAUCAUCACAAUUAUGAAUCAAGUCAUGGAAAAUUCAUUAAAACAAAUAUUGUUAAAACAUGACUACAAGAUUUUAGAAAAAACACAAGAUGAUCAUGAUAAAGAAGAAGAUUUAAAUAAAUUAAAAAACAUGUUAUUAAAAUUAAAAUUAUCCAUUAAAAUAAAUUGA